Messenger RNA from Manacus vitellinus (golden-collared manakin), 811 nucleotides. RefSeq names its product LYR motif containing 9 (gene LYRM9). The record is from RefSeq and is a predicted model, not a curated record. Lineage: Eukaryota; Metazoa; Chordata; Aves; Passeriformes; Pipridae. The transcript is spliced from 6 exons. Bases 125 to 439 code for a protein of 104 amino acids.
CCCCGCAGCGUGCCCAGGACACGCUCAGGGGGCCCCGUGCGAGGUCUCUCGCUUACUUUUGGACUUGGACAGACCUAAUCUGUGAAGAUAAUUAAAGUUCCUGUGCUCUGGAUGCUGCCGGGCCAUGCCGCCGCUGCCGGGCGCGGAGCGGGUGCGGAGCGCGGUGCGGCUGUACCGGUACCUGCUGCGCUGCUGCCGCCGCCUGCCCGAGGGGAGCGUCCGCCAGCACUACCGACACGCCAUCCGCCAGAGUUUCAAAGUUCAUGCUGAUGAAGAUGACCCUGAGCGAAUCCAGCAGAUCAUUAAAAGAGCCAUUGAAGAUGCUGACUGGGUGAUGAAUAAAUAUGAAAAACAGAAGAAGAGGAAGGAUGAAGACAAGAAGGACACUGGUUCUUUGGUGACGAGGCUCCCCUGCAUCAGCCACUGUGCAUUUCGGUGACUGAGCAGUUCAGCUCGUGUGUGUGACACUGAUGGCAGCUGUCACUCUGAGAGGCCACAUCAUCCUCUGUGGGGACCAGAGGUGUGUUCACAGUGAAGCAGAGGUAUGACCAGAGCACAGGGCUGGGUUUGAUCCAACAGCAAACUCAAAAGCCUGGGCUGCCAAGGGGAGAACAUGCCACGAGAACUUUCUGAAGGCUGAACCACAGUAAUUUCCACUUGCCUGUCCAUGCUACGGCCACAUCUUCCCUCUGCUCUGUGGGCUGUUGGACUGCUGGCUGUCUCAGUAAAGUCAGGGGCUGUCACUGCUCUCUGAGCUGCCACGGGAGCAGCCCCUGAAGGGUCAGGAACAGCCCCUGCUGGGUCGGGAACA